GGGAUGAUCUAAGAUGCUAGCUAAAAGGCUGAAUAAAGGCUUAAUCGAGCAUGAAGACACUGUUAGUUGCACGGUAAUAUACGAAAAUAACCUCAUCAAUUAGCAUGUUUCAGCCUAAUACGAUUACCUUCCAUUUCUAGUUAUCCUGAAGAAUUUCGAAUUCGGAGUUAACCCCCUUGUUCAGAUAAAGUAAUUGUAUUGAUGAGGCCAAAGAGAUAUAAGAUAGCUUAUAUCAGUUUCUAAAUCAUAGAGACUUGCGCAACUCCCUAUUUGAAGACAUCUGCAUUACCUCACGCAAUCUUAUACUACGCAUAUUACCAUUCUUACGAUGAAGCUUCUUCAGAUUGCGCCCACUCUAUUGCCAGUGGCUGUUGCCGCCCAAAGCUCUUGCAGCCAAUAUGCACAGUUCUCUGGCGGCAACUAUGCACUGAGCAACAAUCUUUGGGGACAAUCCGCCGGUAGUGGCUCUGGCUGUAUCACUGAGAUAUCCUUAGGCUCUUCCGCUGUGUGGUCGACGAACUGGAACUGGUCUGGAGGACAGAGCAACGUCAAGGGAUACCCCAAUACUGCUCUUAAUAUUCCAAACAAGCGACUUGUCAGCAGCAUCUCAAGCAUGCCCACUACUGCCCAAUGGAGCUACACUGGCAGCAGCAUCCGCGCCGAUGUGGCCUAUGAUCUUUUUACUGCGUCAAAUCCCAACCAUGUCACGUAUUCUGGAGACUACGAACUCAUGAUUUGGCUCGGAAAAUACGGAGAUAUUGGCCCCAUUGGAUCCUCUCAAGGGACAGUCAAUGUCGGUGGCUCAAGCUGGACACUCUACUACGGCUACAAUGGCGCCAUGCAAGUGUAUAGUUUCGUAGCUCCCGGCAACCUCACCAAUUGGAAUGGCGAUGUCAAAAACUUUUACAACUAUCUUCAGAAUAACAAGGGAUACCCUGCGUCAAGUCAAUAUGUCCUCAGCUACCAAUUUGGCACCGAGGCUUUCACGGGAAGCGGAACCUUGAAUGCCACAUGGUCAGCGUCUAUCAAUUAAAGAGGCGUAGUAUAAGCGUGGUUUAGAAUAUCAUUGGGCUGAGUUAAUUGUUAGCGUUAGCGUAUGAGGCAGAAAUGAAAAGGUUCUAUUCAUAUUAACUAUAUCCAGACUGUAUCUAGUACGUGACACUUAAUUGGGCCAUUGCUGAGCCAAAGACAUCCUGUGAUUGUCUGUUUUGGGGCGACGCACUACGAAGUGGUCGUUGAGUUUGGUCUAUCAGCUGCUAGAGGCAGUAUUAGAGCUGCUUGGAGACGGAGCUGUCACUGCUGUUACAGUAUCAUAUGAUAUAUUAGGUCAAGUACAUUGUAUUAUAGGAAUAAGUGAAACUCUAGAUUUAAAUAUGGAUC
Messenger RNA from Trichoderma asperellum CBS 433.97, 1380 nucleotides. RefSeq lists its product as uncharacterized. The record is from RefSeq and is a predicted model, not a curated record. Gene Ontology annotation, molecular function: cellulase activity. NCBI's taxonomy places the organism in Eukaryota, Fungi, Ascomycota, Sordariomycetes, Hypocreales, Hypocreaceae. Gene Ontology annotation, biological process: polysaccharide catabolic process.